Molecule: messenger RNA, 2805 nt
Organism: Moesziomyces antarcticus
Lineage: Eukaryota; Fungi; Basidiomycota; Ustilaginomycetes; Ustilaginales; Ustilaginaceae
Product: sugar transporter, high affinity
Exons: 7
Coding region: 1-2805 (934 amino acids)
Biological process (GO): carbohydrate transport; transmembrane transport
Cellular component (GO): membrane
Molecular function (GO): carbohydrate:proton symporter activity
Source: RefSeq, a predicted model, not a curated record
AUGUGCUCUACUAUAGCUAGAUCAGGAACAGCCAGUGACGAGAUUGCCGAGAUGUCCGAAACAAGCGCAGACCACUACCAAGAACUCCAUGGCUUUAGCAACGUCUUCUUGCUCGGAUCGAGCCAAGAGAAGUCCGGCCUGGUUGCUCCUCAUCGAGCUACGCAUGACCGUCGGGACGUGUGCUGGGUAGUAGGGCCAGCUCUGCUCCGUGCCGACGGCAUCACAACUCGGCGCGACCAGGAGGUGUUGUGCACGCACUGGUAUGAAUCUGCUGUUUAUGUUUUCAGCCGAGAUGUGGCUUGCUUGCGUACGCAGAUUCCCGCAGGCUUAUUUGCCGUAGACUCCCUUGCAAUAGGCGCGAUGAGCUCAGACACUUGCAAUGUGGCUUGGAAGCAGGAAGCUUCGUCGGCUACAAUGGACGAAGCUGGCCAAGCGUCGACCAUGACCGGCAACGUUGAGCGAGACGCUUGGGCCGCGUUGACCGGGCAUGGCGCGUGGCCGCUGGGACGGACCGGCGAAUCGACGCUGGGGCUACAGCGGGCUAGCAUGAUCCAAUCUAUCGGGCGGCAAAUCGUCCUCAAUGAAUACACCGAAGCGGCGACGAGGUCCCCGAUGCCGGCCACGAUGACGCUAGACGACGACGAUGUGGGCAAUUCGGAUUUGCCAGACCGGAUCUUACGCGGCAUCCACCCGCAACGCCGCAUUGCUGAAAAGCACGAGCUCUCGCGCGAAAGGCCAGGCAUGACUCCCUUUGUUGGUCAACGUGCAUUUUUCUUGGCCGCGAACCCUGACGAGAUCCCCGCACUCCGUCUGCGUCUCUACGCGUGCGCAGGCGGCUCAGCGGAGGACGGCGUGCCGAGCGUCGAAGAGCAGGCAUGGAGAAGUGCAUCACCAUCGUCGCCCUCAUCCUGCUUGUCUCCGGUCAGCUCGGCCGUCCCUGGCAUCGCCGUUGGCUGUUUAGAAUCGGAGCAAGGCCAGGUCCCUGCCCACACACUCUUCCCUCUCGACCUCUCGCUUAAGACCCGGAGCAUCACCAUCAUGGCUCCCACCGCCACCGGUGCUUCCAACCAUGUCUCGCAGGCCCUUGCUGAGCACCGUCUCUCGAUGGUCGGCGCCACUGGUGCCAAGGGCCUCAUCAAGAACGCUCGUACCUUUGCCAUCGCCGUCUUCGCCUCCAUGGGCGGUCUGAUCUACGGUUACAACCAGGGCAUGUUCGGUCAGAUCCUGAGCAUGCACUCCUUCCAGGAGGCAUCAGGCGUCAAGGGUAUCACCAACCCUACCCUCGGUGGCUUCAUCACUGCCAUUCUCGAGCUCGGUGCCUUCGUCGGCGUGCUCAUGAACGGUUACGUUUCGGACGCGUUCGGUCGACGAAAGUGCGUUCUCUUCGGUCUCGCAUGGUUCCUUCUCGGCUGCAUCAUCCAGGCUUCCACCACCGGCGGCUCUUACGACUUCAUCACCGCCGGCCGCGCCAUUGUGGGCGUGGGAAUCGGUUCACUCUCCAUGAUUGUGCCCCUUUACAAUGCGGAACUUGCUCCCCCCGAGAUCCGUGGUGCCCUCGUCGCCCUUCAGCAGCUUGCUAUCGUCGCAGGAGUGAUGAUUAGCUUCUGGUUCACCUAUGGCACCAACUUUAUCGGUGGCACCGGUGCAGGACAGAGCCGCGCUGCAUGGUUGAUCCCCGUCACCGUCCAGAUCCUCCCCGCCCUCAUCCUCGGUGUCGGUAUCUUCUGGCUUCCCGAGUCGCCACGUUGGCUCAUCGACGUUGGCCGCGAGCAGGAGUCGCUUGCCAUCAUCGCUAGCCUUCGUCGCCUUCCCGAGUCGGACCUCCUCGUCCAGAUGGAGUUCCUCGAGGUCAAGGCCCAGAAGCUCUUCGAGGACCGCGUCUCUGCGCACGACUACCCCGAUCUCCAGGACGGCUCCCGAUCUUCCAACUUCAAGCUCGGCCUUGCUGGUUACAAGUCGCUCUUCACCAACCCGGCCAACCUUCGAAGGACCCUCGUCGCCAUCUUGAUCAUGCUCUUCCAGCAGUGGACGGGCAUCAACUUCAUCCUCUACUACGCCCCCUUCAUCUUCAAGCAGAUCGGCCUCUCGGGCAACACCAUCUCGCUCCUUGCCUCUGGUGUUGUCGGUAUCGUCCUCUUCCUCGCCACCAUCCCUGCCGUCCUCUACAUCGACUCCUGGGGACGCAAGCCCACGCUGCUUGCCGGCGCUAUCAUCAUGGGUAUCUGUCAUCUGUCGGUUGCCAUCAUCAUCGCUCGCUGCGGUGGCGACUGGCCCGCGCACCGUGCUGCCGGUUGGGUUGCUUGCGCCUUCGUCUGGAUCUUUGCUGCUGGCUUCGGCUUCAGUUGGGGACCUUGCGGUUGGAUCAUCGUUGCCGAGGUCUUCCCUCUCGGUCUGCGUGCUAAGGGUGUCUCGAUCGGUGCGGCUUCCAACUGGCUCAACAACUUUGCCGUCGCCAUGUCGACGCCCGACUUCAUCACCGCUGCCCCUUACGGUGUCUUCAUCUUCCUCGGAGUCAUCUGCUUUGUCUCGGUGGCUUACGUCAAGUUCUUCGUGCCCGAGACCAAGCUUAAGACGCUCGAUGAGCUCGAUGCCGUCUUUGGCGACAACUCGGGCAGGUCCCAGUGGGAGGCCGGCAUCAUGCUCCAGGCCCAGCGCGACGUUGGUCUGCUCCGCCUCGCCGGCAUCGAGGAGCCCAAGGGUGUCCACGGAGACAACGUCUCGGAUGACGUCGACGAGAAGGGCUCCGACAUCCACUCUGAUGGUGAGGUCAAGAAGGAGGGCCACACCGUCGUCUCCACCGCCUAG